This is a messenger RNA of Musa acuminata AAA Group (dessert banana), 4087 nucleotides long. RefSeq names its product spliceosome-associated protein 130 A. NCBI's taxonomy places the organism in Eukaryota, Viridiplantae, Streptophyta, Magnoliopsida, Zingiberales, Musaceae. Bases 145 to 3798 code for a protein of 1217 amino acids. Gene Ontology annotation, cellular component: U2 snRNP; nucleus. Gene Ontology annotation, molecular function: U2 snRNA binding; protein binding. The transcript is spliced from 3 exons. The record is from RefSeq and is a predicted model, not a curated record. Gene Ontology annotation, biological process: mRNA splicing, via spliceosome.
UCCCUCUCUUCCUCUCUUUCUCCCCGCCCUCUUUCCUCCCCGCAAAACCCUAACCCUAAAUCCCAUCCAAAAAAUUCCAACGCUUCCCGCCUCUCUGUCACAAGGAAAGGAAGGAGGACGAGAAGAGGGUGUUAUUAGGGAAAGAUGUACCUGUACAGUUUGACGCUGCAGCGACCGGGCGGCGUGGUUUGCGCCACGAACGGCAACUUCGUGGGAGGGAAGACCCAGGAGAUCGUGGUGGCUCGAGGCAAGACGCUGGACCUGCUCCGCCCCGAUGAGUCCGGCAAGCUGCAGACUCUCCUCUCCGUCGAGGUCUUCGGCGCGAUCCGCUCCCUCGCCCAGUUCCGUCUCACGGGCUCCCAGAAGGACUACGUCGUCGUCGGCUCCGACUCCGGCCGCCUCGUCAUCCUAGAGUACUCCCGCGAGCGCAACGUCUUCCACAAGGUCCACCAGGAGACCUUCGGAAAGUCCGGCUGCCGCCGCAUCGUCCCCGGCCAGUUUCUCGCAGUUGAUCCCAAGGGCCGCGCCGCCAUGGUUGCCGCCUGCGAGAAGCAGAAGCUUGUCUAUGUCCUCAACCGUGACGCUGCCGCCCGCCUCACCAUCUCCUCCCCCCUGGAGGCCCACAAGUCACACACCAUCACCUACUCAGUCACCGGCGUCGACUGUGGCUUUGAUAACCCCGUCUUCGCCGCCAUUGAGCUGGACUACUCCGAGGCAGAUAUCGACCCUACGGGCCAGGCCGCUGCUGAUGCCCAGAAGCACCUCACGUUCUACGAGCUUGACCUGGGGCUCAACCACGUCUCCCGCAAGUGGUCUGAGCCAGUCGACAAUGGCGCCAACCUCCUCGUCACUGUCCCUGGAGGUGGCGACGGCCCCAGCGGCGUCCUCGUCUGUGCCGAGAACUUUGUCAUAUACAAGAACCAGGGCCACCCUGAUGUUCGUGCCGUCAUCCCCCGCCGUGCCGACCUUCCAGCAGAGCGUGGUGUCCUUGUUGUCUCCGCCGCCACCCACCGCCAAAAGUCCAUGUUCUUCUUCCUCCUGCAGACCGAGUAUGGGGACAUCUUUAGGGUCACCCUGGAACAUGAAGGCGACCGCGUCACCGAGCUCAAGAUCAAGUACUUCGACACCAUCCCCGUCACCUCCUCCAUGAGCGUCCUCAAGACCGGCUUCCUCUUUGCCGCUUCUGAGUUUGGCAACCAUGCAUUGUACCAGUUCCAGGCCAUUGGGGAGGCGGAGGACGUUGAGGCCUCCUCUGCCACUCUGAUGGAAACUGAAGAGGGAUUCCAACCGGUGUUCUUCCAGCCCCGAGGCUUAAAGAAUCUGGUGAGGAUUGACCAGGUUGAAAGCCUUAUGCCCAUCAUGGAUAUGAGGGUCAUGAAUCUCUUUGAGGAGGAGACCCCUCAGGUGUUUACCCUCUGUGGCAGGGGGCCCCGAUCCUCGCUGCGGAUCCUGAGGCCAGGGUUGGCUAUCAAUGAGAUGGCCGUGUCACAGCUCCCGGGUACUCCCAGUGCCGUGUGGACAGUGAAGAAAAAUGUGAAUGAUGAGUUUGAUGCUUACAUUGUGGUGUCCUUCGUGAAUGCCACGCUUGUGCUCUCCAUUGGUGAAACCAUCGAAGAAGUCAGUGACAGCGGGUUUCUUGACACCACGCCUUCGCUCUCAGUAUCUUUGUUGGGAGAUGAUUCCCUGAUGCAGGUCCAUCCCAAUGGAAUUAGGCAUAUAAGAGAGGAUGGGCGUAUUAACGAGUGGAAGACACCUGGGAAGAAGACCAUUGUGAAGGUUGGGUUGAAUAGGCUUCAGGUGGUGAUUGCUCUGAGCGGAGGAGAGCUUAUUUAUUUUGAGAUGGACAUGACCGGCCAGUUGAUGGAGGUGGAGAAGCAUGAGAUGCCUGGGGAUGUGGCUUGCUUGGAUAUUGCACCAGUUCCAGAGGGGAGACACAGAUCCCGCUUCCUUGCAGUUGGUUCUUAUGAUAACACAAUUCGGAUUCUGUCAUUGGAUCCUGAUGACUGCAUGCAGAUCUUAAGCGUUCAGAGUGUGUCCUCACCACCUGAAUCCCUCCUAUUGCUUGAGGUACAGGCUUCGACUGGAGGAGAGGAUGGAGCAGAUCAUCCAGCUAGUGUCUUUCUCAAUGCUGGCUUGCAGAACGGUGUUCUUUUCCGGACAGUUGUUGAUAUGGUAACUGGUCAGCUCUCUGAUACUCGAUCCCGGUUCUUAGGAUUGAGAGCUCCCAAGCUCUUCUCAGCUACUGUGAGGGGUCGGCAGGCGAUGCUUUGCUUGUCAAGUAGGCCCUGGCUUGGCUAUAUACAUCAGGGACAUUUCUUGCUGACUCCUCUUUCAUACGAAACACUUGAAUAUGCUGCAUCGUUUUCUUCCGACCAGUGUGCUGAAGGUGUUGUCGCAGUCGCUGGUGAAGCUCUGAGAAUUUUCACAAUUGAGCGGCUAGGGGAGACAUUCAAUGAGACAGUUGUACCUUUGCGGUAUACUCCAAGGAAAUUCGUGCUGCAGCCCAGGUGCAAACAUUUAGUCAUUAUUGAGAGUGAUCAAGGAGCAUUCACUGCAGAGGAAAGAGAAGCUGCUAGAAAGGAAUGCUUGGAAGCUGCAAAGAUGGGUGAAAAUGGAAAUGCUAACAAUAGGCAGCAGAUGGAAAAUGGUGGUGGGGCUGGUGAUGAUGAUGAGGAUGAUGCUCUCUCUGACGAGCAAUAUGGUUACCCAAAGGCAGAGUCCGAUAAGUGGGUAUCUUGCAUCAGAGUUCUUGAUCCAAGAACAGGCAACACAACUUGUCUGUUGGAGCUUCAAGAGAAUGAGGCCGCAUUCAGCCUUUGCACGGUGAACUUCCAUGAUAAGGAGUAUGGAACUCUCCUCGCUGUCGGAACUGCAAAGGGAUUACAGUUCUGGCCUAAGAGAAGUCUUGCUGCUGGGUUCAUUCACAUAUAUAGGUUUGUUGAAGAAGGAAAGUCUCUUGAGCUUGUUCACAAGACACAAGUAGAGGGAGUUCCACUCACACUGUGCCAGUAUCAGGGGAGGUUGCUUGCAGGUAUUGGCUCGGUGCUCAGGUUGUAUGACCUGGGCAAAAGGAGAUUACUCAGGAAAUGUGAAAACAAGCUCUUUCCUAAUACCAUUGUUUCCAUGCACACAUAUCGUGAUAGGAUUUAUGUGGGUGAUAUCCAAGAGUCAUUUCAUUAUUGCAAGUACAGAAGGGAUGAGAAUCAACUGUACAUUUUUGCAGAUGAUUCUGUUCCAAGAUGGCUCACUGCUUCACAUCAUAUAGAUUUUGACACCAUGGCAGGGGCAGAUAAGUUUGGGAAUAUAUACUUUGUCCGACUGCCGCAAGAUCUAUCGGAUGAGAUUGAGGAAGACCCAACAGGGGGUAAAAUAAAGUGGGAGCAAGGGAAGUUAAAUGGAGCUCCCAAUAAAAUGGAGGAGAUAGUACAGUUUCAUGUAGGCGAUGUUGUGACAUGCUUGCAGAAGGCCUCACUGAUACCUGGAGGAGGGGAAUGUGUUAUAUAUGGAACAGUGAUGGGAAGUUUAGGUGCACUACUUCCAUUUACCUCUAGGGAAGAUGUGGACUUCUUCUCUCACUUGGAGAUGCACAUGAGGCAAGAACAUCCACCAUUGUGUGGUCGGGAUCAUAUGGCCUUCAGAUCUGCUUAUUUUCCUGUUAAGGAUGUAAUUGAUGGUGAUCUUUGCGAGCAGUUCCCAACCCUUCCUCCUGAUUUGCAGAGGAAGAUUGCUGAUGAACUUGAUAGAACCCCAGGAGAAAUAUUGAAGAAGCUCGAGGAUGUCAGAAACAAGAUAAUUUGAGGAUUGGAACAAUGGGUUAGGAAGGGUUUUUUCCAGCAAGCUAAAUGUUUGUCAUAUCGUGGUAGUGGCAAUUAUUACUUAAUUGUGGUGUUAAUAAUCAGAGGUAAUUUAGCUGCUAAUGCUGUUGUCAUGUUAGGAGAGCAACCUGCUGCUUUUCCCGUGAUAUUUUUUAGUUGCAUUUUGAAUUUAAAUAGUAUUGACAUGCAAAACUUCUAUCAGUUCAAUUAGCUUCUCAUUAGGGACGCUACAUACUGAUUCACAGUGAAUGCAUAAGAUACUCUUUUUGUUC